Molecule: messenger RNA, 1378 nt
Organism: Dermacentor albipictus
Lineage: Eukaryota; Metazoa; Arthropoda; Arachnida; Ixodida; Ixodidae
Product: venom allergen 5-like
Source: RefSeq, a predicted model, not a curated record
UAAACUCAACGCGCCCAAUUCGACAGAAGAAUACAAAGAAGAAGCUUCCCUCAUCUCCCGAUCUGCCGCCAUCAGUAAAGGGAAACCCAAUCAAAUCCUGAACGCCAUGCACCCACCGGAAGCGGCCACUGAUCUCUUCCUGGUCCUCAUCGUGAUUUAUUUGGUUCGCCUGGGCCCUGUGGACGCCCUGAUCCAGGCCAGGUGCCGGCCUGAGUACCGCAACCUCCCGAGCGGCGUCACACACACCGCCUGCAAGGGUCCGAACCCGCGCUGCACGCUCGACAGGGCGCUCACCGGGCUGAGCUCGCAGGUCAAGCAGCAGGCCCUGCAGGUACACAACGACUACCGCUCCCAGGUCGCACAAGGCCGACUGUCGAACUACCCGCCGGCGAAGAACAUGUACGAACUGGAGUGGGACGACGAGAUGGCCGAGGUCGCGCAGGCUUUCGCCGAACAGUGCGACUACAGUGGACACGACCACCGCGAAGCCCGAACGACAAGCAGGUUCAAAUCUGUGGGACAGUGCUUCGGCUGGGCUAUCGACUCGGCCAGGCAGACUGCCACCGAGGGCAAAACGUGGGCCGACGACUGGUUUUUAGAGUACCGCAACUAUAACCCGCACGCGGUCCUCUCCUUCGAUACCAGCAGCUCCCGUGGCGUCGUGACUCAUUUUACGCAGAUGAUAUGGGCAGAAACACGCUACAUCGGCUGCGGAUUCAGUAACUACAAGGAGGGCGGCAGAUACGCGAGAAUCUUCGUGUGUAACUACGCCCCAGCCGCCAACACCGGCGGAAGGCCAAUAUACUUGCCUGGACAGACCUGCAGCGCGUGCCCGGCGGGGAGCUCCUGCAACCCAGCCACAGGCCUUUGCAGAGGCGGGCCUCCGGAUCCAAACAGCGAUGGCAGUGAUACAGGAUCCGUCCCUCCUAGAGGAGGUGGAGGAAGUGGAGGCGGUGGAGGCAGCGGCGGCGGGAGCGGCGGAGGUGGCGGCGGCAGUGGGCGAACUGACUCGGACGGUGAGGCCGACGACACUGUGGACAUGGGACUCACACUGUGGUACACUGGCGCCUUGUUCGCGGCGUUUCUUGUCGGUGCCUGCGUCGGCGCUAGCAUUGUAACCCUGCGCAGACGCAGAGGAGGUGACUACGACGUUGGCGCAGCACCAGGCCCGUACACGGGAACUACAACGGCCGUGAGCACUAUGAACACGUGGGGCUAGCGCUGCGACGUUCAGCGAAGAGCGCUCGGAACCGGGCUGGUGAUGGGCAGUUUGAUUGUACGUGUGCGCGAUAGAUUGUGCACGCAAGUACAUAGGCUUGCGCGCGUAAGCACAUGUGUGAGUGAGUGAGUGAAUAAACUUUAUUGUAGGUCCGGCGAG